AAAAAAAAAAAAAAACACCCCUCGUGUAGUCGUGCCACCGAACAAAUCGGGCCGCCAUUUUCUACCGCCGGAACAAUCAAAUAAGCCCAAAAAAACACUCUCCACCAUGUCCACACCCUCUUUCUCCCCCUCCCUCACCACCACCCAUGCGCACUUUAGCCACCCCCUCUCCUCCAUGUCUAUCCUACGCCGCCUCCCCUCUCUCACACGCAAUCUCCGCUUCUCCUCCCGCAACAACCGACGCGUCGUCACCGCCGCAGCCGUCCGUCAAGACGCCGCCAUCUGGACCCCAGCCCCACUCUCUCUAAUCGAAUCCGCCGCCGAAUCGCUCUUCCACGUCUCGAUCGACGUUUCGAGCUCCCCGGAUCUCGUGGCUUCCUACACGCGGCCCGGACAGUACUUACAGCUCCGAGUCCCCGAUGUCGAGAAGCCUUCGUUCCUUGCGAUCGCUUCUCCUCCUUCGCUCGCGGCUUCUCGUGGGGCGUUUGAGUUUUUGGUGAAGAGUAUCGCUGGAUCCACGGCGGAGAUUCUUUGUGGGUUGAAGAGAGGGGAGACUGUUGAGCUUAGCGCGGUGAUGGGGAAUGGUUUCGAUAUGGGUCGGGUUGAUCCUCCUGAGGAGUAUCCCACGGUUUUGAUUUUCGCUACUGGAUCUGGAAUUAGUCCCAUCCGAUCAUUAAUUGAGACAGGAUUUGGCGCUGAUAGAAGAUCUGAUGUAAGACUUUAUUAUGGGGCUAGGAACCUGAAAAGAAUGGCUUAUCAGGAAAAAUUUAAAGAGUGGGAAUCAUCAGGUGUCAAAGUCGUACCUGUAUUAUCACAGCCAGAUGAUGGGUGGACAGGGGAAACCGGAUAUGUGCAGGCUGCUUUUGCAAGGGCCAAACAAGUUUCAAAACCCGAGGCCGCAGGAGCGGUGCUAUGCGGACAGAAACAAAUGGCUGAGGAGAUAACGGCAAUUCUUGUAGCUGAUGGAGUGUCAAAUGACAAGUUGCUCAAAAACUUUUGACUGAUACAUUUGUUUGUAUGUUAUAGUAACUAAUGUACUGUGUCAUUAUGAUUCUUUUGCUACCAAAGUCAAACACAGAUUUUUGUAACACCUUAAAGAUAGAUAAUAAGUAAACCGUGUUGAUUUUCACUUGUCAC
Molecule: messenger RNA, 1137 nt
Organism: Eruca vesicaria subsp. sativa (arugula)
Lineage: Eukaryota; Viridiplantae; Streptophyta; Magnoliopsida; Brassicales; Brassicaceae
Source: the annotation of a GenBank genome assembly